AUGGCACAUCGAGUCGGUGAGGAACUAAAUUUGACGUCUGGACAAGUUUCUUAUCAUAUACGAUAUGAUAAAGAAGUAACCAAAGAAACGUUGAUAAAGUUUAUGACAGACGGGAUAUUGUUACAAGAAAUAAAACAGGACUUUGAACUAUCAAAAUAUUCUGUCAUAAUUGUGGAUGAGGCUCAUGAACGUUCAAUUUACUCUGAUGUUAUUCUUGGUCUUAUAACAAUGGUAGUACGAUUACGUCGUCAAAGGUUUACCGAUAACAUACCAACAAAUGGUAAAGUACUUUCACCACUGAAAUUGAUUAUCAUGUCUGCAACUUUAAAAGUAGACGAUUUUGCUGAAAAUCGUCGUUUAUUUCCACACAAUCCGCCUCCAGUAAUUCAUAUCGAAUCACGUCAGUAUCCUGUAGCAUGUCAUUUUGCCAAAGUAACACAUCCAGAUUAUCUGAAGGCCGCAUUUCGAAAGGUUGUAUCAAUUCACAAGACUUCACCACCUGGUGGAAUUCUUGUAUUUGUCACUGGUCAGCAAGAAGCAAAUACACUUUGCAGUUGGCUUACAAGGGCUUUUCCAAAGAUGGAUGAUCAAAAAGUAAAUUUAACAAAUGAAAAAUCUAAUAAAGCUCAUAAACACCAGAAAGAAACGAAGAAAUUAAAAGAGUCUGUCAAUGCAACGGCUCCCUCAAAUUCAUUAGAUAGUACCGUUUUAGAAGAAAAAGACCAGUUUAACUCAGGCAUAGAUCUGAACAACUUUGAUAUUAUUCCUGUUGAUGAAGAAACGGAAAUUGGUCAUACUCGAAUUAAUUCUAAAGAAGUUAUUUCAACGAAAGAAAAACAGUCGAAUAAAGUUACUUAUGAGACGGUGAAUGAUAGUGAUGUUGAAGAGAUUGGUGAAGAUGAUGAUAUACUCGGGCAAAUUAAUGAAAUUCGUAAUGAAUCUUAUCCGGGACCAGUUUACGCUUUACCAUUUUAUUCAUUAUUAUCACCGGAGCACCAACAAAGUGUAUUUCAGCCACCACCUGAAAAUCAUCGUCUCAUUGUUGUUGCUACGAAUGUUGCAGAGACUUCAAUCACAAUCCCGAAUAUUCGAUUUGUUGUAGAUACUGGCAAGAUGAAAACCAAAGUUUAUGAACCAGCUACUGGGACUUCUAGUUUUGAAAUUAUCUGGAUUAGUCAAGCAUCCGCUGAACAACGUGCAGGAAGAGCUGGUCGUAUUGGGCCGGGGCAUUGUUAUCGUCUUUAUAGUUCACAAAUCUUUUCAAGCAUGAAACAAUUCUCUACUCCUGACAUACUUUCACGUCCUAUCGAUGAAGUGGUUUUAAUGUUAAAGCUUUACCUGGGUAAUACAAAAUUAACGUUGUUUCCUUUACCAACUCCUCCUUUGCCACAAGCGAUUGAAGCAGCUGAAAGACGACUAAUCGCUCUUGGUGCCUUAAAAGAGACUGUCAAUGCUUCUGGAGGCGUAUCUCGUACAAUUACGGACGCUGGUAAAUGGAUGACACGUGUUCCGGUUCCUGCACGCUUUGCACGAAUGUUAUUAUUUGCAAAUCAAUGUCAAUUAAUGCCGUAUGCUGUGAUACUAGUUGCUGCCUUAUCUGUACCAAAUCUCUUCCUCUCUCAAGUUGCAGAUACACCUGUCUCGGAACAAGAGAAAACUUUUCAGUCAAAUUUUGUCCAGCAGUUUGUCAGAAAAAAAGAAGAUUUAUAUCUGGGAGACCUUGCAGUACUACUGGGGACAAUAUGUUGUUUAGAGCGCUACUCAGCUCAGCUCAGUGGACUGACUCCUGCAGAACCUGGUAUAAUUGAAUCUGUUGGUGGGAAGACCUAUGUAUCACGUGAUCCUGAAGGUGCAUUGAGACAGCUCGUUCAUCGAUGUGGUGUCCGGUGGAAUGCAUAUAAAGAGGUUAAACAACUUCGUAAACAACUAACCGAUAUUUUGAAUGUGAUUAUUCCGGAUCUUGGUCUUUCGAUUGAUCUGUGUUUACCUAAACCCAGUGAUUUUCAAAUGAUCCAGUUGAGACAAUUGUUUCUAGUUGGUUCACCUUGUCAAAUUGCUAAAAAACUUAAUGUCUCUGUCACUGGUUUACCCGGUAAUGAGCGUCGUAGACUACGUUAUGCCUAUGAAAUUCCUGGCAAACAAGGACCCGUAUUUAUUGAUUCAAAUUCCACUUUGGCACGUGAAAAUUUCCCUUUCGUAGCUUAUUUGGAGCUACAUACCACUUCAAAACCAUUCUUACGUUCUGUUUGUGCAAUCGAUCCUGGAUGGAUCCCAUUCUUGGCGCCUCACAGUUAUGCUGUCAGUGAACUUGUACUGACAGAUAAUGUCGACACCAGUGAAAAUAAAUCUGGAAAUCAGAGCACAGUUAACGAACCAAAUAAUAGCGGAAAUGGUGAUGAUGAAGGCACUAAAUCUGCUGCCAAUACAUCUGUUACAUCAAACUCUGUUGUAUCCCUUCCCACUCCGCGUUAUGAUUCUGAACGCGAUAUUAUUGUUACAGGUGCGAAAUCUAUUAUAUAUAUUGGGUUGGGUGUUGUUCCCGAGUCAAGUGCACCACUGUUUGAUAAUCAGUUUUUGGAUCUGCCAAGCACGGUUCUUGUUCCUAUAAAUAGCAUUGCUGCGGCUCAAUCACUAGGUUUCAAAGAAUCAUUAACAUGGAGUGUCCGGUGGUUUACUCGUUAUCUUUUGGAAGGUGUCAUAUUCUCUGAAUUUAAAAAGUGGUUCCCUUUAAAAAUAAAAAAGAGUAUUUCACCACAAAUUGUAACUGUUUCAUGGGGGAUCAUUCGCCCUGAGGUACGUUCUAUAGUAUCUCUUCUUGUCACUGACAAGAUCGAUUCAAAGAGAAAACUAUUACAACAAUGGGAGUCUGACGUCCAAUAUCUUUCGAAAGAGCUGGCAUCAUGGAUACGCCCGGAAUAUGUCAAUGACUUCCAUGCAUCGUGGCCGCUGAUACAAAGUCGUCCCAUAUCCUAA
Molecule: messenger RNA, 2973 nt
Organism: Schistosoma curassoni
Lineage: Eukaryota; Metazoa; Platyhelminthes; Trematoda; Strigeidida; Schistosomatidae
Source: the annotation of a GenBank genome assembly